UGGGAAGUAUCUCGGCCGCUUCCCUUUCUCUUCAUAAACCGGACAUCGCCAUCACGCAAAGCAGCACAAGAAGAAGCGAGAGAUGGCGGCUGCGGAAGCGGGACACUGGGAGCACCCGUACGUGCCGAAGGAUCUGAAGCUGCCGGACUAUGUCCCCUGCUUCCUCUCCCAGAAGGACAUCCUCGUCCCCUACCUCGGCACCUCCUUCCUCCUCGUCUCCCUCAUCUGGCUCUUCUCCGGACGAUCAAAGUUGUCUAAGACUGAUAGGUUGCUUAUGUGCUGGUGGGCAUUCACGGGGCUGACACAUAUUAUACUUGAGGGAUACUUCGCUUUCUCUCCUGAUUUUUACAAGGAGAAAACUCCACAUUUUCUAGCUGAAGUCUGGAAGGAAUAUAGCAAAGGUGACUCCAGAUAUGCUGGAAGAGAUGCAGGUAUUGUCACUGUUGAAGGUAUCACUGCUGUUCUAGAGGGUCCAGCCAGCCUUCUUGCAGUGUACGCAAUUGCCACUAGGAAACCCUACAGUUAUAUUCUUCAGUUUGCAGUUUGUCUUGGCCAGCUCUAUGGUUGCCUGCUUUACUUCAUAACUGCUUUCCUGGAGGGUGACAACUUUGCAACAAGCCCUUACUAUUAUUGGGCAUACUAUGUCGGAGCAAACAGCUCAUGGGUUGUCAUCCCCUUGCUGAUUGCGAUCAGGUGCUGGAAGAAGAUAACUGCAGCACUUCAAGCAGAGAAAAAGAUGAAAACUAGAUGAACUUGAACUCACUGUCAUUCUCGUGAAUCCAAAAACCUCCUAAUAAAUGGUGAUUUGACUUGAUGUUUUCUGCGGAACACUUUUUUAGAUUUGACUAGUUGUCUUAAAUUAUUUUCUGACCGGAAUUAAUUUUGUCAUGCACUUGCAAUAUGUUGGACGACAUGUUUGAUUUAGACUCGAUUUUCUCCUA
Messenger RNA from Musa acuminata subsp. malaccensis (wild Malaysian banana), 941 nucleotides. Its product is annotated as probable 3-beta-hydroxysteroid-Delta(8),Delta(7)-isomerase. Gene Ontology annotation, cellular component: membrane; endoplasmic reticulum. NCBI's taxonomy places the organism in Eukaryota, Viridiplantae, Streptophyta, Magnoliopsida, Zingiberales, Musaceae. Gene Ontology annotation, biological process: sterol biosynthetic process. The record is from RefSeq and is a predicted model, not a curated record. Gene Ontology annotation, molecular function: cholestenol delta-isomerase activity; C-8 sterol isomerase activity; steroid Delta-isomerase activity.